Lodderomyces beijingensis is the source of this 846-nucleotide messenger RNA. The record is from the annotation of a GenBank genome assembly. NCBI's taxonomy places the organism in Eukaryota, Fungi, Ascomycota, Pichiomycetes, Serinales, Debaryomycetaceae.
AUGGAGCUUAACAAAAAUAAUCAUGAUGGUUAUACCGUCAAUAUACAUUUUCUAGAAUUGCAAGUCGAUUCCCAAGACAAGACAAUGGUGGCAUCGGAUAAAGUUUGGGGAGAUAAACCUGUUUACUAUAAGCAGCCAAUCAGGGUAUGUUGCAGAGGCAAGUGGAGCCCAGGGAGAAGAACUUAGGGGGGGGGGGGGGUGAAGGGAAGGGAAGGACUGGUAACAGCAGACAUUUUUGGAAUCCACAGGGCCAGGAAGACGAGGUGGAAGACAUGAAGUGUUCAAGAAACUGCUCAACGCGGGACUUUUGACUCGACCACUGUUCCUGUUUUUAGAAUCUAAUAUGAAUCUGUUCAGAGCAAAAGUGUCUCGGAAUAUAAAUCACUUUUACAAAAGUGCAAUUGUCAACGACAAACAGGAUGUCAUUAGUGAUGUUUCAAAUGGGACUGAAAUUUCGAGAAGCAAGGUUGAAUCAACUCAGAAUUUUCCAAUAUCUCAUAUACACACAUCAUCUCAUAUUCGGCUACCCCCAAGAGAAAGUGGGUCGGUCAACACACGGGAAUUUUUCAAUUCCCCAGUUCCCCGAUUCUUCCAGUAUUCUUCACACUCAGUGAAAGCUUUUCUUUUUGAUACUAACAGCGCAAUAAUAUCUAGUGGUUCAGAUAUCACGCACACGUCAAUCCAGCAUUAUUCACAGCGGUGCUCUUGGGAGCAUCAGCACCAGUUUUACUUUUGUUGGUUCCCUUCAGAAGGAAAUAUCUUUACCCUGACCAUGAACCUGUGCCAUUUGUUUAUCCCUUGCCUCAAAGGCCCAGAGAUAAGAAUUUGACGGGAUACGAUGAUUAA